Molecule: messenger RNA, 450 nt
Organism: Cotesia glomerata
Lineage: Eukaryota; Metazoa; Arthropoda; Insecta; Hymenoptera; Braconidae
Gene: RpL37A
Product: 60S ribosomal protein L37a
Exons: 3
Coding region: 130-408 (92 amino acids)
Biological process (GO): translation
Cellular component (GO): ribosome
Molecular function (GO): structural constituent of ribosome
Source: RefSeq, a predicted model, not a curated record
AAAAAAUUUUCACUCUGCGCCAUCUAUCGCCAGCUGUUAAAUUUCAGCUACUCCCACUUUUACAACCUCAAGCUCUUUUUCCUUCUGUUUUUGACGAUUGUCGGACGAAGCCAAUAAAUUUAAUUAAAAAUGGCUAAGCGUACCAAGAAGGUUGGAAUCACCGGGAAAUAUGGGACCCGUUAUGGUGCUUCCCUCAGGAAGAUGGUGAAAAAAAUGGAAAUCACCCAGCACAGUAAAUACACUUGCACAUUCUGCGGCAAGGAUGCCAUGAAACGCAGUGUAGUCGGUAUCUGGUCCUGCAAAAGGUGCAAGAGAACCGUAGCUGGAGGUGCUUGGGUCUACUCAACAACCGCAGCUGCUUCUGUCAGAUCAGCAGUCAGAAGAUUGCGUGAAGUUAAGGAACAAUAAGUUCUUUGUAAUUUAAAUAAAAAUAUAUCAAUUUAACUUCAA